AUGGGGCCAUCGUUAAAGCCGCACAAAACAAGGAUUACGAAGUUGGGGAACACACUGGAGGAGCUGAUAGAAAGCUCCCAACAUAUGGUAACUUUCGAAAUCCCCAUCACGGAGAACGAAGAAGAGUCAAUGGAUCUCCUACGAACUAGGAUAAAAUCGAUACAACACCGCCACACCAACAUCGUCACAACCAAAGCAGCACUAGAGACAGCGGUCUCUAGCUAUCAGGAAGCCUUCAACUCGUUGGACAACAACUCUCAGCAAGAAGAACGAACAUCCCAAGAGACGUAUGUUGACCGUGCUUGGGAUUUAACAGCGACGGCACUCUCCCUUCUUAACAAGCUGGACGAAAAGGAGACAGAACUUUCCUCCAGACUGGAUAACUUCGCCCAAGCGGCAAGAAGAAGAGAGAGACAGCUCGAAACCAUCAACACACCUCAGGCAUCCAACGAAUCGUCAAGAUGGGCAACCCCGCCACCAGCCACCCAGCUGCAAUCAAUGCUGCCUAGGCUACAACUUCCCAAGUUUAGCGGAAGACGCGAGGAAUGGGGGUCCUUUUGGGCCAUAUUCCAAGUCACCGUGGACGAACAGCCAAUCCCCACGAUGAUCAAAUUUAACUACCUUCUCCAGUCGCUAGUAGGAGAGGCAAGGCAGACGGCAGCACAGUUUCAGGUGGUAGAAGCAAGCUAUCAACUAGUCAUCGAAGCUCUCAAAAAGAAGUAUGGCGAAGACGCAUCCAUCAUCGAAGACCUGUUGAUGCAGCUCGAAACCACCAAGGCGGAGGGAUUGUCCACUAAGCUACAGGCUAACUUACUAGAACGAAUUACAGCCAUCCUGACGCAACUAGCCGCGAAAGGCCAGGAUACUGAUCCGAGCGUGGGCGUCCUCAACAAGAGCUUCCUUGUCGAACGCUGCUGCCUGAGUGCAUCGUUCCAGACCGUACAGGAGGAAAUUGCCCUUACGAUGUUCUCCAUCGUUUUCCUCAAUGUAAUCGGAUAA
Cylicocyclus nassatus is the source of this 999-nucleotide messenger RNA. NCBI's taxonomy places the organism in Eukaryota, Metazoa, Nematoda, Chromadorea, Rhabditida, Strongylidae. The record is from the annotation of a GenBank genome assembly.